CAUUUUAUGUACUGUAGCUAAUUUAUUAUAUAUUCUAUAAUAGGUUGUAGGUAUGAUACUGAUUUCUAGUCUGUAUUUUUAAAUAUUCAAUUUUGCAAUUAUUUUUUGAAUAUUUUCAGACAUUCCAUGUCAAUUUAUUUAAUAUUUCCAUAAUUAAUUUACUUUGUUAUACACUGAAGCAAAAAGAAUAUAAAACAAAAACUUUUUAUGAAUAUCUUCUCCCAAGACGUUAAGAAAUUUUAUAUACAUUCUUCCAAUGUGUUUUAUAUAAUUUACUUUCAGGCUAAAUAAAAAUUUUAAAUAUUUAUUACUAAUCAAGAAUGUUUAAAAUGUCCAGAGAAACAGUUAAAUAAUAGAGAUGGAAAAUACAAAUAAUACAAUAGUAUGAAGAAUACAAAAUCAGUGAGAAUAAUAAGAAUAAUAAAUGGUCAUAUGUUUUUAAUUUUAGAAAAUUUUAUUUAAUAUGUAGGAAAUUGUUUGUAAUUUCAUUUAUUUAAUUUUUUUUAAUUAAUUUUAGAAAAAACUACAUUUAAAAAUUGUUAUAUUACUUGAAGAAUUGGUGGACAUAAGUAGAUAGUCCUAUACUUCAAGAUUUAUUCUACCUCUUGAACUUUAAUCUCGCUUUUGCGACAUUAGUAUAAAAAAUUUUUAUCUAUUAAUUGUUUAAUCGUUCCUCAUCUUAAAAAAAGAGAAACAUGUAUAAGAUACAAAAUACGGGUUCCUUUAAUAGGUGAAAAAUAACAAUAUAAUUUUAUUUAUACUUCUUCUAAUGCAAAAUUAGAAUAAAAAUACAAGAGAAAUUUAAUGAAAUCAUUUGUUAUCUAGUAGAAUUGAAAAUGAAGUAUUAAAUACUAAUAAACAUUGACAAAAUAAAUAACGAUUAUUAAAUAUAAAAUAUAAAUGCCCUCUUUAUACAUUAUUUUAAAAAUUUCGUUUAAGAAACUAUUUGGUUUUGUGUGAUGAUAGUAGUAACAACGUCGAUGAAUAACAAUAAUAACAUUAAUGUAGUAAUAAUAGAAACGAUAUUUAUUAAAUGGAAAUACUAAUAUUAUGUUAUUGUUAAAGAUAACUUGCACCUUAUAUUAUCUGUAAACUAGUCAUGUAGUAUGGCAAAUUUAGUAUAUAUUGUGCAAUUUAUAGGCAUUGUAAUAUUAAAUAACAUUUACACAUAACAUUUACAAUGAACCAUGACUGUGUGAGAGCAUUCUUUACUUUAUUGUUAAAGAAAAUAAAAUGUGCCUCUUUUGUUAUGUUACAUUAAAUAUUGUUGUUUCUUAUAACUUCCAAACUUUUUCAUGUAAAAAACAAAAAAGUGAGAACUGAAUAUUUAGACAAAUUAAAAACUUAACGAUAUCGUCUGAUCGAAAUUAAUUUAAUCGUGGUGGUUUAUAUCAUUUCCUAAAAAUAAUAAAUUAAAAAAUUAUCUUCCAUAUUAAGUAUGAAAUAUUCUCGUACACCAACUGUUUCUUUUCGUAUUUUAAUUUAAAAAAUAUAAUAAUUUGUUUUCUAAAUAACGCGAAAUUAAUGAUUUACAUAGAAAAUUCUAAUACAUAAAAUUGAUCGAUGAAGUUUUUGUAUGUACAUUCAUUAUUGCGUAAUAGGUACAAUACAAAUGUAUUUUUCUAUAUUACGUCAAAAAAUUUUUUCAAUCAACCUACAAUCAACUUGAUAUUUUUUUUUGAAAUAUAUAUUGAACUUUUUUUUCGUAAAAACAUGAAACGUUUAAUAAAUAUAUGCAUAGAAAAAUUCUAUAAGAAAAGUUGCAAUCUAUGCAUACGCAUAGUGCGAAAUCUGUUUGAAUCAAUAAACGUCAGGUUAUGAAGGUCACGACAGGAUGUAAGAACAAAAAUAAUGAGGGUAAAGAAAGGCAGUACCGUAGGUAAGUAUAAAAAAAGUCAAUUAGAGAUUAGAAUCAAGAUUUUAAAUGUAUUUUUAAUAAUAAUAUUCUAUUAUAUACAAAUUUUAAAUUAUGUACUCAAUGUGAAAAUAUUCUCUUUUGUUUUUAAAUAGAAGUUUGCGAUUGUAUGUUGAUAGAAUGUUCUCAAAAAUAAUUUAAAUUACGCAAUUAUUAUUAUUUAUUUAUCAUUAGAUAAUAACAUUUAAUAUUUUAAUGUAAUAUUGCAGUAUAAUAGACAUAUUAUUUUCUGUUUUAAUAAACAUUAAUAUCGCAUCACAUGACGCAAUAUCAUUAUCAAAAUAUUUCAUUAUCAUUUUACAAGUUGUAUUUAUGAAUUCUGAUAUUAAAGAAUAUGAAUUGCGAAUAACAAAAUUUAAAUUUUCUAUACUUUAGAUUAUUAAAUACAAUUAAAUGAACUUCGCAUUAAUCAAGAAUACAAAUAUGAAUUGCCAUCUAGUAGAAAGAUCAGAUACUUAACGAUAUCGAAAUAUUAAAUCCAAACGUUAUUUCUUUAUUAAGAGUAAUUUGAUAGAAGUUAUACGUAAUGCAAUUAUAAUUAUUUUAUCGAAUAAAAUAAAAAAUUAGAUUAAAAGAUAUUACCUGUAAAAAUAUUACAAACUUAGAUUUAAAUUGAACAACGUAAAGCGUUAGUCAACAAAAUCAAAGUUUGCGAAUUAAAAUUUUCUUAUUAUUUAAGAAAAGAAGUUAUACAAAAUAAUUUCAAAUAUCGUGACUAAUUGUUUAAUACACUCUGAAUUGAUAAACAAACGUUAUAGACGAACUGUGCUAAUUUCCAGAGAAGAAUAUUAACGUCCUACGAAAUAACCAAAAAAAGUAAUUGAAUGGAAAAUGGAAUAAGAAUCGACGCCCACGCAGGUUACAGCCCUGACAACGUAUGAUAUCCGCCGACAAUGCUAUUUCGUGUGCGCAAACAGGCAAGUCGUACGGCGCGCGCGCACGUUUAGUUCGACGCGUUUGCGUUAAACUUUGUCUAGACUUCUCAUCGAUUGGUUUUUCGAGAACCAGAAGUUAUAAUCAAAAAAAUCACUUGUGGACUUUAGUAUAGGGUAGUAGUGAUGUGUUAGAAAAGAGGACCGGCCGCGUGUCACACCUACAUCGUCCAUGUUCCAUCUUCGGUUUGGCAUAAGUACGAUCGUUGAUUCUCACCUUUGCACACGCAAAUCAACCCACCCGCAAAAUCGUCGGACAACGGCAGCCAUCUUUACUGGCUCCGAAACGAGCUGUGGUUUGUGACAGAGAAGACAGUAGUGGUUCUUGAUGCGGUUCACGCAACCAUCUCGUUGCCUAUGCACCCUACAUAUGGCAAUGGAGACGCCGAGAGAGCGUGAGAUUGCCGCGGAGGACAGUAUUAAGGUAGUCUGUAGAUUUCGACCUUUGAACGAUUCCGAGGAAAAGGCUGGCUCGAAAUUCAUCGUGAAAUUCCCGUCCGGCGGCGAGGACAACUGCAUCUCUAUAGGGGGGAAAGUAUAUCUUUUUGAUAAAGUCUUUAAACCAAAUGCUACUCAAGACAAAGUUUACAAUGAAGCAGCUAGAUCAAUUGUCACAGAUGUGUUGGCAGGAUACAACGGUACUAUUUUUGCAUAUGGUCAAACAUCUUCAGGAAAAACGCACACUAUGGAAGGUGUUAUUGGGGAUCCAAAUAAACAAGGUAUUAUUCCCAGAAUCGUUAAUGACAUUUUCAAUCAUAUUUAUGGUAUGGAGGAAAAUUUGGAAUUCCAUAUCAAGGUAUCAUAUUUUGAAAUCUAUAUGGAUAAAAUCAGAGAUCUUCUUGAUGUAUCCAAAGUGAAUUUAAGUGUACAUGAAGAUAAAAAUCGAGUUCCGUUUGUAAAAGGUGCAACAGAACGUUUUGUAUCUAGUCCUGAAGAAGUGUUUGAAGUAAUAGAAGAAGGAAAAUCGAACAGGCAUAUUGCUGUGACUAAUAUGAAUGAGCACAGCUCACGUUCUCAUUCUGUAUUUUUAAUAAAUGUGAAACAGGAAAAUUUAGAAAACCAAAAGAAGCUUUCUGGAAAAUUAUAUCUUGUUGAUUUGGCUGGUUCAGAAAAGGUUUCUAAAACCGGAGCAGAAGGCACUGUGUUGGAUGAAGCAAAAAAUAUUAAUAAAUCUUUAUCAGCUCUUGGUAAUGUAAUCUCAGCUUUAGCUGAUGGAAAUAAAACUCACAUUCCUUACCGUGAUUCAAAGUUAACUAGAAUUUUACAAGAAUCUCUUGGUGGCAAUGCUAGAACCACGAUUAUUAUUUGUUGUUCACCAGCUAGUUUCAACGAAUCCGAAACAAAAUCUACUUUAGAUUUUGGUAAACGAGCUAAAACUAUCAAGAAUGUUGUAUGUGUUAAUGAAGAAUUAACGGCUGAAGAAUGGAAGCGUCGUUAUGAGAGAGAAAAAGAAAAAGCAGCUAGAUUGAAAGGAAAAGUGGAGAAAUUAGAGGCUGAAUUAUCACGUUGGCGACAAGGUGAAACGGUUAAACCUGAAGAACAAGUUAAUUUAGUUGAAGGACUAGAUGUUACGACACCAAUUAAUAUGUCUAUUGAAGGUAAACUUGACGAUGGUCCAAUGCCGGCCACUCCUGGUGGCAAUUUAAUGGCUGGAUCUUUAUCUAAUGAAGAACGACAAAAAUUGGAAGAGGAACGUGAAAGACUUUACCAACAGUUGGAUGACAAGGAUGAAGAGAUUAAUCAACAAUCGCAAUAUGUUGAAAACUUGAAAGAACAAAUUCAUGAACAAGCAGAAUUAAUCGCUACCGCAAGACGUGAAUAUGAAAAACUCCAACAAGAAGUGAAUCGAACACAACAGGAACAUGAAAGGGCUAAAGAGGAAGUUAAAGAAGUUUUACAAGCGUUAGAAGAAUUAGCAGUUAAUUAUGACCAAAAAUGUCAAGAGUGUGAUAUUAAGAAGAAAGAAACGGAAACUUUGACAGAAGAACUUUUAGCAAAACAAACAACACUAAACAGUACUGCUUCAGAAUUACAACAAUUGCGAGAUAUGUCCGCCCAUCAGAGGAAACGUAUUGCGGAAAUGUUAGCAAACUUUUUAAAAGAUUUAGGUGAAAUUGGAGUUGCUAUUGGUGGUGACGAAAAUCUAAAGGUUGCACCUACGGAAAGCAAUGGUAAACUUGAAGAAGAAUUUACAGUGGCAAGGCUAUUUAUUAGCAAAAUGAAAUCAGAGGUGAAGAAUUUAGUACAACGAUGCCAAGGAUUAGAAAGUUCUCAAUUAGACUGUAACAAGAAAGUUGCUGAAUAUGAAAAAGACCUGGCUGAAUGUCGUUUAUUAAUUUCUCAACAUGAAGCUCGUAUGCAAACUUUAACAGAAUCAAUGAAAGUGGCAGAAGCACGUAAACGUGCUUUGGAAGAAGAUGUUGAUGCUUUACGCGAGGAAUGUGCCAAGUUGAAAGCUGCAGAACAAGUACAAGCAGUCACAAAUAAAGAAAAAGCAGAAGAAAAGGAAGCUGCAACAAAGAUGAGAGUAGCACUGGAAGAGCAAAUGGACCAAUUGCGAGAUGCUCAUCAAAGACAAGUUGCAGCGCUUAGAGACGAACUAUCUGAGAAGCAAGAAUUGAUCAGUGAACUUAAAGAUUUGAAUCAGAAAUUCACAUUGGCUCAUCAGCAAAUGCAAGCCGAUUAUGAGCGAUUGAAACAAGAAGAAGCAAAUAAAUCUGUUAAGUUGCAGGAAUUAAUCUUGCUUAAUGAACGUCGUGAACAAGCACGAAAAGAUCUUAAAGGUUUGGAGGAAACAGUAGCCAAAGAACUUCAAACGUUGCACAAUCUACGUAAAUUAUUCGUCCAAGAUCUUCAGACUAGAAUUAAAAAAACUAUGAUCGCAGAAGAUAACGAAGACGAUGGCGGAUCACUUACACAGAAACAAAAGAUUUCCUUCCUUGAAAAUAACUUGGAUCAGCUUACAAAGGUUCAUAAGCAACUUGUGAGAGAUAACGCUGAUCUUCGAUGUGAAUUGCCCAAACUUGAAAAGAGAUUGCGAGCUACGAUGGAGCGGGUAAAAGCUUUGGAAACUGCAUUGCGAGAUGCCAAAGAAGGUGCAAUGCGAGAUCGUAAACGUUAUCAAUAUGAGGUAGAUAGAAUUAAGGAAGCGGUCAGGCAGAAGAAUCUGGCUCGUCGUGGACCCAGUGCGCAAAUUGCUAAACCAAUUAGGGCUGGUCAGCACCAUUUAACCAGUGUUGCUAUUAGAACAGGAAAUCGUGAUAUGGGUAACAGCGUACAGUGAUCGUGAGCAUAAUGCCAAACCCUUCACUUUUACAGAAAACGAUUGCAAGAAUGCUUUCAUGAAUGAAAGCAAUAGAGUUCCAGAGACUCUAAUUUGUAGUGGAUACCAAUAAAUGUUACAACUAUAGUAAGGGUAAUAGACGUAAUAUAUCCACACGGAGCACCGCCAGUUCUUUUUAUUUGUCUCGAAACAAGCAUGUGCUUAUUAAUGCAAAUAAGUGCAUUAAGUUAUAAAAUUAGUGCUGCAUGUCCUAUCGAUUUGUAAAUAGUUAAUUUUUAUAAAUUAUUUAACUUAAUAUCAUGCACGAUAAAUAAAAGUGAAUGUCUAUCAAAUAAUUACGCAAAGGCCUCUUAUGAAGAAUGUUUCAAUAUUUAUUUCUAUCAAAAUUUUAUAUACUUAUAUCCUAUAUCUUUAAAAAGACAAAUGAAUUCCAUUAUUAUAGAAUAGAAAAUAAUUUUCUGAGAGAUACUAAUGUAAUUUGAUCAAUAUGUCUACAGUAGUUUUAACUAAUCUGCUAUCGACAUUAAAGUUUCCGAAUAAACGAGGCAGUACUAUUUAAGAUUUGGUAGGUAUCGCUGACAUGAAAUGCGAUUGGACAUGCGGCUUUGAAAAAAUUGUAGGAAUGAUCGUGGCUUAUAAGUAUUUAUAAUUGUAAGAAUUCUCUUCAUUGCUAUUAACACAUUCAAACAGAUUUUUUCGGACCAAUCUAGAGAGCUCGCUUAACCGAGAGCGUUAAGUUUGUUGGCUACUCUAAAUAUUAUCGAGGUCCAAGAACCAAUGGCUUUACGAACAUUUUCGACAGAAGAAUUUCAUCGCUAUCCUCGUUCACAUUUAUUUUAUUAUAGUACAGUUUUCAUUGCAUGAAUCUUUAUAUACUCAUCUAAUUUAAAUUAAUUUAUUACCGCUUAUUUUUGUUUAUAUCAGAGGCUUUUAUAUUACAUUUAAAAAGUUUUGUAGGCCAAUGAAAUUUUGGUCUGUAGAGAAGUUUUUUUUCUGUCUUAGAUAAAAGUGUUAGUUUACGUUUCUUCUAUGUUGAGCUUAUGCUCGGAAGUUACCUAGAUGUAUACUAUACAUCUAAUUGUGAGCUGUUGCACAGGUCUGCUUAAGUUCCUAAAACCUGUUGCAGACCCCCGAAAAUUCGCUCACACAUCUCUUUUUAUUUUUCAUUGUAACCGUUGAACGUAACGUUAUACACAUGCAUCUUUAAAAAAAAAACUCUCAUUCAUUAAUCAUAUUUGUCGAUAAUUAAUGCUUUUCAAUCUUCAAACUUUUUAUGUACUUUUUUUGUAAUUGUUUUAUUUAUGUUUCUCUUUAAAAAUGUACGAGCCACACGUACUUGAUGUAUUGAGCAGGAGAAUUCUAAACAAUAUUAAUUUAAGAUAGGUUUCUGUAAACUGUGCGCAACAAAAUAUUUGUUUGUGAUACGUUGACAUCUUGUUCCGCGCAGAUUCUUUAUGGUAUGUAGACAGAAAAGAUUAACAUUUUCCUUGUAAAUCAUUGUCUCUCGUUGUUGUAGAUAACAAUGAAAGAAAUCAUGUUUCCAUGUAAGAUCAUUUUUGUCAUCUUCCGUUUUUUAACUUUUGUGAUAUCGAGGGUGAAAUUGUGUUUGCUAACAUGCGAAGACAAGUGCGUGGUGCAUAAUGAGUGCAAUUAUUAUUGAAAUAUUCUUGUCAAAUGUAUAUAAAAAUAUAAUCGUACUCCAUUACAUUUAUUUGGCUAAUUAACAAAACAAUCUUAGUAAAUUGUCCUACACGUAAAAGGCUACAAGUAUAUGUAUUUAUUGCAAAAUACACUUAAUAUCACUGUUUCAAAGCCUUAACAGUUGUCAAAAUAUUGUCAUACAAUAAUGUAUUUUUCAUUCUACUAUUCAACUAAGGUAUUAAUGUAUUCGCUGAAUUUUUCGCUCAUGAUUCGAUUGCUUUCCUAAGCUACUGAAUCGUGAAGUAAAAUAUCAGCCGAGCCAACUCUUUGAUUGUGAAUUUUGGGCAUCGACCACUUUUUCCUUACUAAAUAACAUUUAUUUUUAUAGAGUAUUGUAAAGACAUUAUUGAUUUUUCAACACGGAGGAAGAAAUUUGAAGGUACUUAUUGUACAAAUUUUCGUUAUAAUUAAAAAAUAAUGAAAAACGAUGAUAGUUAAUCGAGUACACGAAUCAGUUUGUUACAUACAUAUGUAUUAGUAAUUUAAAUUGUCCGUAUCUUUUUCUAAUUGACAUACAUGUUUAUGUUUUUUUUUUCACAUUGUAAUUUCGUAUGAUUCGUUUAUACGAAUAUAUAAAACCGGCAAUGGAGCUUGAAAAAUGUUUGAUGAAUUUCAUUGUACAAAAGAAAAAGAACUUCUUGAAAAUCAGAUACUUAUCCGAAGGAGUCCUUUUAAUCGGAAAUCUUCGAUGUAUGCAUGGGAAAAGAACAGAAAGAAAAUCAGAGUUAUUAUUAUUUUCAUAAUACACCAGACGUAUUUAAAAUUAUAAUAAAGAAAAAAAGAAGUAGUUAAACUUAUAAUGGUAUAUUCAAACAAGAAAUAAAGAUCACUGUUAAUGAGGAGAUUGAUCUAUAACUGCUGCCGUUUUUUUUGUAAACUGUACGAAGUAUGCGAAUGUGAAGGAAAUAAAUAAGUUGACAGAUGUAGAUAUUCGUUUCAUUGUUUUAGAAACAUACCGAAAAAUGUACAGAAAAAGUGCGAUAAACUCAUGUAGUUGUAUCACGUGCUUUAUUACACUAUGCGUCAUUCGAGAAAUUAUUAUAUGUUCCAUUAUAUGCGCUUAUUUAAUUAAACUUUACGUCAUAAAAAAACUACAGGCGUUUUGAAAAAAAGAGAUCUAUAACUGAUGCUCGAUGGUGCAUAGCGAAACCUAUAAGUAUCGAAGUAGGUUUACUAUAAAAUAGAAUAAUAAAAAAAAGAAUAAUAAAUUCUUUUUUCAUUGCAUGUCUUGUGUACAUGUUGUAAUAUUCUUCAAAAGCCCUCGUUUAUUCAGGUCUACCUCAUCCAAAGCUGAAGAUAAAAAUGAAGUAGGAAUAUUAAGUUUUCCUAGAAUUAGAUGAUAAAUUUGUAUGCAGAAUUUAGAGAGGCUAUAGCUUCGAGGUAUCAUAGAUUAUGUUACACUUUCAAUUAAAUUACACUCUCAUUUAAUUGAAAUUACAUUUAAGAAAUUAUUAUUACUUGAUUAAUAUAAUUGAUGAUAAUCAUAUUAAAUAUAUAUAGUAGUUGCAUAACUUUUUAAUAAAAUACUACUUAAAUAAUAAUUCUUCAAUAGCAAUAUUUAUUUAAUAAAAUAAUU
Heterotrigona itama is the source of this 9407-nucleotide messenger RNA. The record is from the annotation of a GenBank genome assembly. NCBI's taxonomy places the organism in Eukaryota, Metazoa, Arthropoda, Insecta, Hymenoptera, Apidae.